This is a messenger RNA of Asparagus officinalis (garden asparagus), 2324 nucleotides long. Its product is annotated as probable NOT transcription complex subunit VIP2. The record is from RefSeq and is a predicted model, not a curated record. NCBI's taxonomy places the organism in Eukaryota, Viridiplantae, Streptophyta, Magnoliopsida, Asparagales, Asparagaceae. The transcript is spliced from 13 exons. Gene Ontology annotation, biological process: regulation of DNA-templated transcription; nuclear-transcribed mRNA poly(A) tail shortening. Gene Ontology annotation, cellular component: CCR4-NOT core complex; P-body. Bases 16 to 1866 code for a protein of 616 amino acids.
GCGGCGGCGGCGGCGAUGGGUGGAGUUCCGUCGAGCGGUAUGCAGCAGCCGGGCGGAGGCAUUUCGAGCGGGCGGUUUGGUUCGAAUAAUUUGCCCGUUGCUAUGUCGCAGCUAUCACAUGGAAGUGCACAUGGACAUUCUGGGAUCACCAACAGAGGGGGUAUUAAUGUCUUAGGAAACACUGCUUUUAGUAGCAGCAUGAAUGGUGUUGGGGGUUCAUUACCUGGGAUUUCAUCAAACUCUGUUACUGCUGGCAACCGCAACUCUGUUCCUGGUUUGGGAGCAUCUCCUGUUUUAGGAGGACCUAGAAUAACAAACUCAAUGGGUAGCAUUGUUGGUGGAGGGAACAUUGGGAGAAGUAUUAGCUCUGGAGGACUAUCUGUACCUGGCCUUGCAUCACGUGUAAAUUUGGCCACUAACAGUGGGUCAGGAAGUCUUAAUCUACAGGGACCUAACAGGUUGAUGGGUGGCAUGCUUCAGCAAGCACCUCAAAUGCUUAAUAUGCUCGGAAAUACUUAUCCUACAUCUGGAGGACCUUUAUCUCAAAAUCAAGUACAAACAGGAAAUAGCGCAUUAAGUUCUAUGGGGAUGCUGAGUGAUGUCAAUUCCAAUGAUAAUUCUCCUUUUGACAUUAAUGAUUUUCCUCAGUUAUCUGGGCGACCAAGUUCUGCUGGAGGAUCACAAGGACAACUAGGUUCAUUACGUAAGCAAGGAGUUGGGGUAAGCUCGAUUGUCCAGCAAAGCCAAGAAUUUAGCAUUCAAAAUGAAGAUUUUCCUGCUUUACCUGGAUUCAAAGGUGGCAGUUCAGAUUUUUCUAUGGAUUUGCAUCAAAAGGAACAGCUUCAUGAUAAUGUUUCUAUGAUGCAGUCACAACACUUCCCUAUGGCUAGAUCAGCAGGUUUCAGCUUGGGCGGGACUUACCCAUCUGGUCGUCAGCAACAGCAACAUGGCACCUCAGUUAACAAUGCUGGGGUUAGUUUCACACCUGGAAGCAAUCAAGAUCUUAUGCAUCUACAUGGUUCUGAUCUCUUUCCAUCUUCCCAUGGAAGCUAUCAUUCUCAGAUUCAAAACACUGGGCAUCCUAGUAUCGGAUUGAGACAGUUGAACUCUACGAAUCCUGCCUCUGGUAUGGGUGCAUAUGAGCAGCUAAUGCAGUACCAGCACCCGCAAAGCCAGUCACAAUUUCGUCUUCAACAGAUGUCUGCAGUCAAUCAAUCAUAUAGGGAUCAGAGUUUGAAGUCUAUGCAGGCAUCACAAGCAGCUCCCGAUCGGUUUGGUUUGUUGGGAUUGUUAAGUGUUAUCAGGAUGAGUGAUCCGGAUUUGACGUCUCUUGCAUUGGGAAUAGACUUAACAACCCUAGGGUUGAACUUAAACUCAACAGAUAAUCUUUACAAGACAUUUGGUUCACCUUGGUCUGACGAGCCUGCGAAAGGAGAGCCUGAGUAUAGUAUUCCGUCCUGUUAUUAUGCCAAACAACCACCUCCACUACAACAAGGGCAUUUUGCGAGAUUCCAGCUUUCAACUCUGUUUUACAUCUUCUACAGCAUGCCGAGGGAUGAAGCUCAAUUGUUUGCUGCACAUGAACUAUAUAACAGACACUGGUUUUACCACAAAGAGAACCAGUUAUGGUUUUCAAGAAUCCCAAAUGUUGAGCCCCUUGUCAAGACCCAACAAUACGAGAGAGGGGCAUAUCUAUGUUUUGAUCCAAACACUUGGGAAACGGUUCGAAAGAAUAAGACCCUGCCCCCGUCUCACCCCCACCUACCCAAGAAAAGAAAACACACAGACACUUACGAGGGGUUGAAGGAAAAUUUUGUGUUGCAUUAUGACGCAGUGGAGAAGAAACCUGUAAUACCUCAGCAUUAGUCAACAGUUUUUUCAAUAUAGACUUGCUCUAGUGUAGUAGUAGAAGUUGAUGGCCGAGCAAGGGAACCUCAAGCCUCCCAUCCUCAUAAAAUGUUUACCUAUUUCACCGCAAGUUCUUGAUGUACAUUGGAGAUUGCUUCUUCACUCUUAGAUUUUCUUUACCAGUGCGGGAGUUUUGUGUAAAUAAGACUCGUCAGCCUUUUUCUUUUUUUUCACUUUGAUUUGAUUCGAUUCGAAUUACGAGUGAAAAAUAGGUUUGUGAUUUCCUACAGAAACAUGAGCUAUGACAAUACCAGUGAGUUGGAAUCCAAAGGCUAGGCUUGGAGCUUUACAUGAUGUCGAUGCUUGAACUUUGUAACUUUGAAACCGGCAAAGAGAAAACUGUACCUUUUCUUGUGCUUGAUUAGCGUACGAUGAUCGUUUUUCGCGCUGAUGGCUGCAAAGAUAUAUUUCCAUAA